Molecule: messenger RNA, 2089 nt
Organism: Chanos chanos (milkfish)
Lineage: Eukaryota; Metazoa; Chordata; Actinopteri; Gonorynchiformes; Chanidae
Gene: lrrc47
Product: leucine rich repeat containing 47
Exons: 7
Coding region: 1-1695 (564 amino acids)
Biological process (GO): phenylalanyl-tRNA aminoacylation
Molecular function (GO): RNA binding; protein binding; phenylalanine-tRNA ligase activity
Source: RefSeq, a predicted model, not a curated record
AUGGAUGAGGGGAGCAUUUCAUUAAAUACUUGGCCAGAAAUAGCAAAGGCUGAAAAUGAGCACAGACGUGAAUUAGUGCUCCAGGGUGGAAACAUCGAUAAAAGAAUACAGAGUAGCGGAGGAUUACACCCAGGGGUUUAUUCUCUUACGCUUCUGAAUUACCUAGAAAUCAGCCAAUGCCCGAGUUUGAAUGAGAUCAGUGAAAAUAUUAGAAACUUGUCUCAUCUCCAAAGCUUAAUACUUUGCCGAAAUAAAUUGGCGUCAGUUCCUGUAACCAUCGGCGAAUUAAAGUCCCUCAAAGUUUUGGACUUGUCAGUUAAUGACUUGCACGAUUUACCCGCGGAGAUCUGUCUUCUAUCCGAGCUGACCACCCUAAACGUCAGCUGUAACAGCAUCAUUUCUUUGCCAGACGGACUGAGCCAGUGCCCGAAACUCUCCAACAUCAAUGUGUCCAAAAAUGCCCUCACUCGGCUUCCUGACGAUCUCUACUCCUCUAAACUAGAUCUUCUCAGCGCUGUCAUUGCCUCCGAAAAUGAAAUCGAAGAGUUGAGCGGUGAAAUUUGCAGCCUGCCAGCGCUUAAGGUCUUGGACCUCUCGAACAACAAGCUGAAUGAGAUUCCUGCUGAACUUGCCGACUGCCCCAAGCUGAAGGAAAUCAACUUCAGAGGGAACAAACUGAAGGACAAACGUUUGGAAAAGAUGAUGAACGGCUGCCAGACAAAGUCCAUCCUGGACUACCUGAGGGCCGGGGGAAGAGGGAAAGGGAAAGGUAAGCAAGAUGACGGUGCCGAAAAGGCGGAGGGAGCAAAGAACGUCUCGAAACCAAAGAAGGCUUCAAAGCAGAAGAGCAAGAAAGUGGCAGAGGAAGUGGAUGAGUUGAAUCGAAUGAUUGUUAGGGUCCUCCACGUAUCUGAGAGCCCCAACACAAUCUCAGUGAAAGUCUCAUCAGCAGUGAAAGACGUCAGACCAUACAUAGUGUGCUGCAUCGUCAAAGGCAUGAACCUGAGACCGGGAAAUGCGCUUAAAAGAUUUCUUGUCCUUCAGACCAAACUUCAUGAUGACGUGUGUGCCAAAAGAACUACAGCUACCAUCGCCAGUCAUGACCUGCAGGCGCUGAAGGGACCACUGCUGUAUGAUGCCAGGCCACGUGAUAGCCUAAAGAUUGUUCCUUUGGGCCGUAAAGAGAUGAAGGCUGUGGAUCUGAUGAGGCAGCUCCAGCAGGAGGCAGACGAGCAGAGGAAGCAGAAGAGGAGGCAGAACGUGUCAGGCCUUCACAAAUACCUUCAGCUUCUUGAUGGUAAAGAACAUUACCCCUGCCUGGUUGAUGCAGAGGAUCAUGUGAUCUCAUUUCCACCAAUUACAAACAGCGACAAAACAAAGAUAAAGAAAACCACAACUGAACUGUUUUUAGAGGUGACCAGUCCCACCAGUCUGCAGAUCUGUAAGGAUGUCAUGGACACAGUCAUUGUAAAAAUGGCUGAGCUGAACAAGUUCACGCUGGAGCAGAAAGAGGAGCCUGGCUCGGAUGGAGAGGCGGACCCACCCCCUGACCCCUCUGCAGGUAACCAGGCAACCACUGCAGAACUGAUCAUACAGCAGGUCAGGAUCGUGGACACAGAGGAGAAUCUCAAGGUCGUCUACCCAUCCAAAACUGAUCUUAACUGUGAUGAUGUAAAUCUGACAGUAAUUCGAUAACUCCUUAACGAUAGGUGUCAGGUUUGAGGUCGUGACAGUGCCCAUAUCCGUGCACUGCGCAGAAAUUGCAUCCAGUCAUUUCUUCACAAAAAAAAAAAGUAAUUCUUUCACUGAACUAAUUUAAUUAACUUUUGUUAAUGUUUCAUUAGAAGUAGUACAAGAAGAAGCUUUUGGGGUUUUUGGGAUUUUUUUGGCUUUUGCCUUCAGGUAUUUUGUUGGCUGAACUAUUCGAACACAAGUUCACAGAUUUAACACAACAUUUACAAACAAGUUUAGACAAACUGCUGCAGUCUUUCUGUUUUCCGGUAUGUUUCUGUCUUUACUUAAGAAUUUUUAUUUCUCUGCAUUUGUAAUGUGGAAUUAUAUAAGAUCCACAUAACCAUGUUAAGCUAUG